Messenger RNA from Saccoglossus kowalevskii, 592 nucleotides. RefSeq names its product 28S rRNA/ribosome and sororin micro-cofactor-like. The record is from RefSeq and is a predicted model, not a curated record. NCBI's taxonomy places the organism in Eukaryota, Metazoa, Hemichordata, Enteropneusta, Harrimaniidae.
GCUGGCGCAACAACGUGCUUUCAGGGUUUCCGGAAAUAACAAAUUUUCACGUAAAUACGGCGUGCUCUGUGGACAACCAAAACACAGCAAAGAUGCCAGCGGGAGGAAAGAUCAAUCGUCCAAGGAAGAAGUCCAACAGAAAACAGCAAAUGAAACAGAGUAGAAAAAAUAGUAUGAAGAAAAAAAUGAGGAAUCGAUACAAACAGGAUGGCGACAUAGUAACGGUAGACCAAAUGAAAAGAUUAAGAACCAAUCCACAUGCAAAUGUCCAACUGUCCGGGAAGAAGAAAAGAAAACUAUUAAAAGGUUUGAUGAGAACACAGAAAGAUCGAGACUCGAUGGAUGUGGAUUUUGUUUCUCCUAAACCGAAGACAACAACUCCCAAGUCAGAGAAAAGCUCAGCCGACAAAGAUGUGGAAAUGUCUGAAAACAAUUCGUAAUUGUUUGGAAUACGCUCAACUCUCGUUUUUUCAUGAUAUAUUCUAUUUAUGUCAAAUAGUGAAAGUGAAUUCAUGAAAUACCAUUAUUAAUCUUUGGUAUUUGUGUUAUGAAAUAUGAAAAUAAAUACUACAUAUACUUUAUAAACUAGACA